This is a messenger RNA of Penicillium chermesinum, 1617 nucleotides long. RefSeq lists its product as uncharacterized. Gene Ontology annotation, molecular function: amino acid transmembrane transporter activity. Gene Ontology annotation, biological process: amino acid transmembrane transport. The transcript has 4 exons. Lineage: Eukaryota; Fungi; Ascomycota; Eurotiomycetes; Eurotiales; Aspergillaceae. The record is from RefSeq and is a predicted model, not a curated record. The coding region runs from base 1 to 1617 and encodes 538 amino acids. Gene Ontology annotation, cellular component: membrane.
AUGCCUCCUAGAAAUGCUGCCUCCACCGCGCUGAAUAGCAACCCGUCGAACUCUUAUGUGUCAGGCAUCGACUUCGGUGCGGAGCACAAAACUAUCCACCAGGAUAUCAAGCCCGCCGAUUCAGAGCAAAAUGAUACCGGGGAGUCAGAGCCCGGUCAGCUGAAGCGCCGGUUGAAGAGUCGCCAUCUUCAGAUGAUCGCCAUAGGAGGAACAAUUGGUACUGGUCUUUUUAUCUCAAGUGGUACUGCUAUCGCUAAUUCAGGCCCUGCCGGAGCCUUGAUUGCCUACAUCUUUGUUGGAUCAAUUGUAUUCUCUGUCAUGAUAUCCCUUGGCGAGGUUGCAACAUUCAUUCCCAUUCCUGGUGCUUUCACAUCCUAUGCCGCUCGGUUGAUUGAUCCCAGUCUGGGAUUUGCUAUGGGGUGGAUCUAUUGGUUUAACUGGGCCUCCACUUUCGCCGUCGAGUUGACAGCCACCGGCACCAUCAUUCAGUACUGGCGAGCAGACUUAAAUAUCGCGAUCUUUAUCGGAGUCUUCUGGGUCGUCAUCACAGCGCUGAACUUCCUUCCCGUUGGAUUCUAUGGCGAGACGGAGUUUUGGUUUUCUACGAUCAAGGUGGCGACAGUGAUCGGUUUCAUGAUUUUCGCGAUCUGUGUCGACUGUGGCGUAGGAGGCCAGGGAUACCUUGGAUUCCACUACUGGUCCGAUCCAGGUGCCUUCGCGACGUAUCUCGUUGACGGAAAGAUCGGUGUGUUCGUGGGAUUCUGGUCGGUCCUCAUCCAAGCUGGGUUCUCGUACCAGGGUACAGAAUUAGUUGGUAUCGCUGCAGGAGAGACCGAGAACCCUCAAAGGACGGUCCCCUCCGCUAUUCGGAAGACGUUUGUUCGAAUCCUGUUCUUUUUCGUCUUGACAAUUGAUACCAACGCCUCAGCUUCGCCGAUGGUCAUCGCGGCCAAUUUGGCCCAUAUUAAGGUGCUGCCAUCGCUGAUCAAUGCAGUGUUACUCACUGUUGUCUUAUCUGCGGCCAAUUCCAAUGUAUACAGUGGCAGUCGAGUCCUUACUGGACUAGCGCUGGAAGGGUUUGCGCCGAAGUUCUUCGCGAAAGUUACCAAGAAAGGUGUUCCAUACGUGAGCGUCGCAUUCACCGCUGCAUUUGGCCUUCUUGCCUUCAUGAACGUGUCCGAAAAUUCAGGCCAAGUAUUCAACUGGCUGGUCAAUCUUUCCAGUGUCGCCGGCUUCGUGACAUGGUCCUCUAUCAACGCGUGCCAUAUCGCAUUUAUGCGGGCUUGUGCUGCCCGCGGUAUUUCACGAGACGAUCUCCCUUACAAGGCGAUACUCCAGCCCUACCUGGCGUGGUAUGGCCUAAUUUUCAACAUCCUCAUCGCUCUUACCCAGGGAUUUACAUCUUUCAUCCCCAGUUUCCAAGUCAAGGAUUUCUUCAUUGCAUAUAUCUGUCCGAUCGUGUUUGUUGUGCUCUAUGUUUCCCAUAAAAUUUAUUUCCGGCCGGCAUUCAUCCGGGCUAGCGAAGCGGAUAUUGAUACCGGUCGCAUUGAAUACCAGAAAGAAACUGAGCUGCCGCAGCCCUGGUACUGGAAGAUGUGGGAAUGGAUCACGAAAUGA